AUGCCAUUUAGCGAUAUCUCAAUCAUUAUAAACAAUUCGAAGUGUAUUUGCUCAGAUCUUCAACAUGCUGAUUAUUCUCCAGCUUAUGCAUGGUUUAACUAUUUCUUAAUAAUUAUUUUAUUACCAUCGAUAUCAGUAUUUGGAGUGUUAGCUAAUAUAUUGAACAUAUAUGUAUAUUCCAGAAAACGGAUGCAGACUUCAGCGAACAAUUAUCUGCUUUUUUUGGCUUGUAGUGAUUUUCUAGUGAUAUUGACUGGCUUAUUUAUUUUCUGGCUUGAUUCAGCGAGAUCUUAUAUUCCAUCACUAGCUCAUGUGCCAUAUAUGACAGUCUAUGCUUUACCAUUUGGGUAUAUGGCACAAACUUGUAGCAUUUAUUUUACAGUAGCAGCAGCCAUCGACUGUUAUGUACAAGUAUCCUGGGAAGAAAUAAGGGAUAAUUAUUGCACUGUAAAAAAAGCGAUGGAGAUCAACAUAUGCAUUACAUUGUGUUCUAUUAUAUAUAAUUCUCUCAGGUUCCCACAAUUCAAUCUCAGAAAAUGUUUUCAUGAUGCCACACAGGAAUUGAUAAUUGAAAUUUGCCCAACAGCGUUAUUUUUUGCAAUCAAUACUAUUUAUAACGUAUAUAUGUAUAUGAUAUUAAUGACUUUAUUACCAUUUCUUUGCCUUUCGAUUUUAAAUGCAAUGAUUGUGGUUCGUAAAUCAGUUAAACCAACAGAUUUAGAACAAAAUGUAGAAAAUGACGACGAUACGUUAACAAUGAUUAUGGUGGUCGUAAUUUUUCUUUGUUGCAAUACUUUGGCAUUAAUUGUUAAUUUGAUUGAGACUUUCUUCAAUCCAGAUGCUUUAUUAUUGAAUUUUCUCACGGAUGGCAGUAAUUUUUUGGUUAUAUUCAAUUCGUCAGUGAAUUGUCUCAUUUACUUGAUUUUUAACAAAAUUUAUCGACAAAUCUUUUUGUAUGCUUUUUUUUUCAAAAAUUUUCUUAUUAAAUUAGAUAUUUUUUUUUUAUAUCAAAGCAUUCGCCAUUUCUUGAUUAAGCUUGAUUUGUUGAAUUGUUCUGACCAUCAACUUUGGCUAGGGAAUCACUUGAAAUACGAUCGAAAUAUAGAUGAGUGGUUAACAUCAUCAUCUGGAUUUUUCAUUUUUGAAAGACAAAAGAAUCCCAGCAUCAGCGCUCUAAAAUUAUAA
Dracunculus medinensis (Guinea worm) is the source of this 1185-nucleotide messenger RNA. The record is from the annotation of a GenBank genome assembly. NCBI's taxonomy places the organism in Eukaryota, Metazoa, Nematoda, Chromadorea, Rhabditida, Dracunculidae.